Impatiens glandulifera is the source of this 970-nucleotide messenger RNA. RefSeq lists its product as uncharacterized. The transcript has a single exon. Bases 161 to 844 code for a protein of 227 amino acids. Lineage: Eukaryota; Viridiplantae; Streptophyta; Magnoliopsida; Ericales; Balsaminaceae. The record is from RefSeq and is a predicted model, not a curated record.
CGUGAAGCAUAUCAACAUAAAGAAUCCAAAUAAAGAAACAUACAUCCCUCAAAAGCUCAUAUUGGGUUCUUUCUUUCUUAUCACUUCCCCCAUCCCCGUCUAUCAUCUCUCCACCAACCGCCGUCGCCGCCGUGAUCAAACCACCACCCGACUAAAAAACAUGCAAGAGAGAGAGAAAAACAAAACCAAAAACAAGAAACCCAAACACCAACAUCCAAACGACCAAAACUCAACAAAACCCGUUACCGAUUUCUCCUUCAAAUCCUCUUCCGACGUGAAAGGCCUCCGUUUCGGCGGCCAAUUAGUUGUCAAAUCCUUCACCAUCCGCCGUGCCCGUCCCCUUGAACUCCUCCCACUCCUCUCCAUUUCCCCUCCUUCAACCGACGGCGCGACCGCACCUCAAAAACCACCAUUUCCUUCCACAACCGCGUAUUUACCCACAAAUUUCACGAUCCUCGCACACCAUGCUUGGCACACUCUCACCCUAGGGCUGGGAACUAAGAAAUCGAAAGUUGUACUAUUUGUGUUCGAAUCUGAGGCUAUGAAGGCGACGAUUGAUCGGAUUUUUCCGUCGGAAAUACCGCUUGGGGAGGUUAAUAAGAGGAUGAUAAGGGGAUUAACGAAUUGUGAGAUGGCUAGGUUUAAGUUUCGAAAGGGAUGUGUUACGUUCUAUGUUUAUGCGGCGAGGUGGAAAGGGGAAUUGGGUUUUUCAUGUGCUGAAGAUCUGAAGAAAAUUCUUGAAUCGGUUGUGGCUUUGAAAGAUCUUUUGGAUCAUACGGCGAUGUUGGCAAUGCCUAGUCAAAGAAACAUUGCUUUUCAGGCACCGAUGGCGGUGGCUCAUUAGAUUCAUCUGAUCUAUUUCCUUUUCAGUUGAGACCGGUUUGGUUUUUUCUCUAUUUUCUUAUGUACUGUAUCAGUUUCCAUUCAUCACAAUAUUUCAUUUAAUUACUUCUCCAUCAUGACAUUAUUU